Messenger RNA from Didymodactylos carnosus, 973 nucleotides. The record is from the annotation of a GenBank genome assembly. NCBI's taxonomy places the organism in Eukaryota, Metazoa, Rotifera, Eurotatoria, Philodinida, Philodinidae.
AUGAGUGAGGCAUCACUGGAAGGUCGUGGGCUCGAUUUUGGUUUGUUAAAUGCCUUACGUUUAACGUCUGUUCAAUUCAUUGAGUUACUAAUUCAGCAUGGAACAUCAUUAUAUCGUUUAAAAAGCUUAGUUAAAAUCGAUGAUCUGUAUGAAAAUGCGAAAGAAAAUGAAACAGAUUUAAGUAAUAUAUAUGGAAUACUAGAUGAUACAAUUGAAAAUAAAGCUGAAAAUUUCAGUGGUCAAGUUCUCUUUAAUUCAGUUGAUAUGAUAAGAACAAAUGGAUACAUCAAUAGUGUUUCGAUCAAUUUUCAUGAGGCUCCGACAAGUGUUAAGCCUCAAAUAUGGUUAUUUAUUCUUUCUGCAACAAAAAAUUCAACUCAGUUCACUAUUACACUUCAAUAUCAAAUUCCGUCUGAAGAUAUUAAACCAUUAGCCGGCAUACAAAAUUUUCAUUUAGGCACUUCACUGUUUACAUCAAAUGAACAAUUUUUGGCUAUUGGUUUCGGGGAAAAUACGGGCAACAUCUAUAGUAUACAUGAUCGUAAUCAGUAUUCUGUUGAAUUACGUAAUAUUUUAAACAAACAAGAAAAGAACACGCCUGUGGAUUUUAAUAAUGAACAAAGUCAAGGCAUUGCAUUUAGUUUUAGUAUUAUACGGCCUUCUGUCGCUAGUAAAAUUUAUCGAAGUGCAGCUGAUUUAUCAUUACUUGCUGAGGAUACAAAAAAAUUUCAAGAAAAGGAAAAACAAUUUGAUGAACAUGCAGCUCAUAUAAUUGAUCAAUGUUUCGAGGAAGAUGAAGAUUUUGGCAUACAAGUGUUAACUACGAAAUCUAAAAUAUACUUUGAUUAUAGCCCAUUGCGAUUGGCAAAAGAAAAUAACAGUCGUCGAUUUUUAGCAACAAAAUGUGUAGAAAGAUAUUUAGAUACAAUAUGGUAUGGUGAAGUAGAUAAACAUAAUCAUCAUAAAGUAUCAA